CCGACACCGGCGGAGUGGCCUCAGGUGCAGUCCCUGGAGGACAUGAAGGCACAGGCCAAGGCCGCGCUCCACAAGCAGGAGGCCCAGACGAUGCAGACGCUGAAACGCGCAGCGCCCUCGGUCAGCGGGGGCCUUUGCUGUGUCUUCCUCCCUGACCGCGAGGCCUGCAAGAAGAUGUUCAAAAUAAUGAGCAAGGAAGGCGAGCCCCGCAACGUCCAGGUGACGGCGGCCGGCCUCCUCGGUGCCACCCGGUUCAAACAGCUGACCCCUGCGGGGCUUCUGGGUCGGAUGUGCCCCAAGUGCGACCGGGUGGCCGACUCGCCGGAGCACUUUCUCGAAUGUUGCGCCAUCUCGGGCCUCGACCGCCUGAGCGAGCCAGCCCGGGCGGCUGGCGAAGCUGUUCAGCUAUGUCACGUAUGAAACACUUGCACACCAAGAAGAACGAAAGCGGGAGGCGGCGCAAGAGGCGGCGGCGGGUCUGUCGCAGUGAGCCACCGCCGCCACGCCUUGCGCCCUACGAAUAGUUCUUCCGGCUACAGCCGGAUGUUCGUGGAGACGCUCCGGCAGCGCACCUCCCUAUGCACCGUAGUCUAAUUAUUCCGCGUCAGUGCACCUGGUGUGCGCCCUUCGAAUAAUGCUGCUAUAAGGAACCAGUGCGCGAAGCAGGUCCGCACAAUGCGCCCGUUUCCCUUCAUGCACGCUGUUCUCCUUCUGCUUCCACUCUUGAUGUUGUGCGUUGCGUUGAAGGGUCUUGUUACGUCAGGCUCCCACAACAGAGUUGUCAGGCGGAUCUUUGCGAGUAUAGCAUGGUCAAAGAGCGAGCACCGUCUCUGUUUGAAACAAGAAGCGGAUCAAAUACAAUACAAUGUAGAAGUCAUCAACUGCAAUUUUUUUUACGGAAUAGACUCUAGUUGUGGUAGGUGUUUGAUGAUCAGGAGAGAAUUGAAUCUGAAAUUCGAUUUCGAACCACGGAG
Messenger RNA from Amoebophrya sp. A120, 974 nucleotides. NCBI's taxonomy places the organism in Eukaryota, Dinophyceae, Syndiniales, Amoebophryaceae. The record is from the annotation of a GenBank genome assembly.